CCAAGUGAGAAACGAAGAAGGAAAGAACUUCGGUGCUUUAAUGGCGAAACCGGUUUCUGACGGUGAGAUUUCAAACCAAAACCAGGUUGCCAAAGUCGAAGCCGAAGCUCACCCCUACGCUUUUCAUGUCUCUGGCCCUCGCAAUCUGACCACUCUUAAUUGGAGAGACCUCAUUAAUUCUAGUUGGAAGGAUCCGAAUUACAAGAAAACAGUGAUAGCUUGCUUCAUCCAAGCUGUGUACCUUCUGGAACUUGAUAGGCAAGAGAAUCGAUCACAGUCAAACGCUCUAGCGCCACAUUGGUGGAUUCCAUUCAAGUACAAGCUCACCAAAACGCUAAUUGAUGAACGUGACGGAUCCAUCUUCGGAGCAAUCCUCGAAUGGGAUCGAUCCGCCGCCAUGGCUGAUUUAGUCCUCAUCAGACCCAGCGGAGCUCCCAAAGCCGUGCUCGUUCUCCGAGGAACACUCCUUAAAGGCCCCACCAUCCGCCGUGACAUCGAAGAUGACCUCCGAUUUCUCGCCUGGGAAAGCCUCAAAGGAUCCGUGAGGUUUAACUCUGCCUUAGAGGCUCUCCGAUCUGCUUGCGAUGCCUAUGGGAGCAGCAAUGUGUGUGUGGCAGGGCAUUCUCUUGGAGCUGGUUUUGCUCUUCAGGUUGGAAAAGCUUUGGCCAAAGAAGGAAUUUACGUGGACACACAUUUGUUUAAUCCACCUUCGGUUUCAAUCGCCAUGAGUUUCAGAAACAUCGGAGAAAAAGCUGAGUUUCUCUGGAAAAAGGUCAAGAAAUCCUUCGUCUCAAACUCAGAUCCCCAGGAUGAUCCGAACAAUCCAAAUGGCGGACCCGAAUCUGGAUCCGGAUCCAAUCCAAGCAGUUGGAUGACCCGGUUUACAAGUUGGAAGGAUUCGGGUCGAUGGGUUCCGCAUUUGUAUGUGAAUAACAGCGAUUAUAUAUGCUGCUCUUAUACCGACCCGGAUCAUGGUGGCGAUGGCGGCAGAGCAAGAGGAGGAGAUGAAGAUAAAGAGAAUGUGAGGCCCGCAAGUGGCGGUGGCAACAGCAGCGGGCAAACGGCGGCAAAAUUGUUUGUGGUGACAAAGGAGAAGCAGAGGUUUCUUGAAGCUCAUGGGUUGGAACAAUGGUGGUCGAGUGAUGCGGAGCUCCAACUAGCUAUACAUAAUAGUAAGUUGAUAACAAGGCAACUGAAGUCUUUAUAUAAUGCGGCUUCUACACAAAUAACACAGGGAAAAGGGAAGCCCAAGUGAGAGUAUAAUUGUAGAUAUUUAUUUGAUUUUUUUUUAAAUUCUUGGAUUUGCUUGUUUGUUAAAUAACUCGUUUUUGCUUCAAUACAUAUAUGUUGUAUUUUUUUCAUUCUUGUUUCAUCAAUUGGUUUUUUUUUA
Molecule: messenger RNA, 1390 nt
Organism: Neltuma alba
Lineage: Eukaryota; Viridiplantae; Streptophyta; Magnoliopsida; Fabales; Fabaceae
Product: GDSL esterase/lipase At4g10955-like
Exons: 2
Coding region: 41-1255 (404 amino acids)
Source: RefSeq, a predicted model, not a curated record